This is a messenger RNA of Hirundo rustica (Barn swallow), 6390 nucleotides long. It is a transcript of the gene SCRN1, whose product is annotated as secernin 1. Gene Ontology annotation, molecular function: cysteine-type exopeptidase activity; dipeptidase activity. The coding region runs from base 54 to 1298 and encodes 414 amino acids. Gene Ontology annotation, biological process: proteolysis. The transcript has 10 exons. The record is from RefSeq and is a predicted model, not a curated record. Lineage: Eukaryota; Metazoa; Chordata; Aves; Passeriformes; Hirundinidae.
GGCCGGGCGCCGCGGGGCCGAGCGGAGCGGGAGGAGCGGGAGCGGCGCGCAGGAUGGCUGCAGCUCCUCCAAGUUACUGUUUUGUAGCUUUCCCCCCGUGUUCUAAGGAUGGGCUGGUGGUAUUUGGAAAGAAUUCUGCACGGCCUAGGGAUGAAGUACAGGAGGUGGUCUACUUUGCUGCUGCAGAGCAUGAGCCAGGAAGCAAAGUUGAGUGCACGUAUAUCGAGAUUGAGCAGGCGCCGAAGACUCACGCUGUGGUGCUGAGCAGGCCCUCCUGGCUUUGGGGGGCAGAAAUGGGAGCUAACGAGCACGGAGUGUGCGUAGCUAACGAAGCUGUUGUGACCAGAGAGCCAGCUUCUGAGUCUGAAGCCUUGCUUGGCAUGGAUCUUGUCAGACUUGGCCUAGAAAGAGGUGCAACAGCUAAAGAAGCAUUGGAUGUAAUAGUUGCUCUGUUGGAAGAGCAUGGACAAGGUGGAAAUUAUUAUGAAGAUGGGAGUUCAUGCCAUACUUUCCAAAGCGCAUUUCUGAUUGUGGACAGAAAUGAAGCCUGGAUACUGGAGACUUCUGGAAAGUAUUGGGCAGCUGAAAAAAUUACAGAGGGAGUGAAAUGCAUUUGCAAUCAGCUUUCAUUAACUACAAAAAUUGAUGCUGAGCAUCCUGAACUAAGGAAUUACGUGAAAAGUCAAGGCUGGUGGAACGGAGACUCAGACUUCAAUUUUUCUGAAGUGUUUUCUCUUGCUGAUGACCAUUUAGCCUGUUGUUCUGGCAGGGAGAGCCUAGAAAAGCAAGGUGGUGAUGUUUCUGCACAAGCUAUGAUUGAUGUCCUGCGAGACAAGGAUAGUGGUGUCUGUGUGGACUCUGAAUCUUUCCUUACUACAGCUAGCAUAGUGUCUGUUCUGCCUCAGGACCCUAGUUUUCCCUGUAUUCAUUACUUCACUGGCACGCCAGACCCUUCAAGAUCCAUAUUUAAACCCUUUAUUUUUGUCGACGAUGUAAAAUUAGUACCAAAAGUGCAGUCUCCUUCUUUUGGCAAUGAUGAUCCUGCUAAAAAGAUACCUCGAUUCCAGGAGAAACCUGAUCGUAGGCAUGAGUUGUACAAGGCACAUGAGUGGGCCCGAUCUCUCCUGGAGAAUGAUCAGGAUAAAGGCCAGAAACUGAUGAGGAUUAUGUUAGACCUCGAAAAACAAGGUUUAGAAGCAAUGGAAGAUAUCCUUUCUCGUACAGAGAUUCUGGAUCCAGCUGAAGUAGUGGAUCUUUUCUAUGACUGUGUUGACACAGAACUAAAGUUCUUCAAAUAAAAGUUGAAAUGGUAGAGUUGAGAUCACAGUUUGAGACGGGCAGGAAGGCUGGUGAAUCAUGGAAUCAUUUAUAUUGGAAAACAACUCUUGAGAUCAUCUAAUCUAACCGUUAACCCACCACUAAAGCGUGUCCCUGAGUGCCACAUCUACAAGUCUUUUAAAUACCUGUAGUAUUAAAUGGAGACUUCACUACUUCCCUGAGGAGCCUGUCCAAUGCCUGACCACCCUUUUGGUGAAGAUAUUUUCCCCUAAUAUCGAAUCUAAACCUCCCCUGGCACACUUGAGGGCAUUUCCUCUUGUCCUGUGCCUUGUUAUUUGAAAGAAGUGACUGACCCCCACAUUGGUACAGUAUGCUUUCAGUUUACAGAGAGUGGUGAGGUCCCCUCUGAACCUUCUCAGGCCAGGAUGAUGUUGGCCUUCUUGACCACCUGAGCACACACUGGCCCUUGUUCAGCAUGUUCAGCCACUGUCAGCCAGCACACCCAGGUCCUUUAGUGGCAGGUGGAUUUCCAGCCACUGUGCCUCCAGCGGUGCCUGGGUUGUAACCCAGGUCUAGGAACCCACAAAAGCUGUAAAAAGGGGAAUCAAAGAGCAGCUGGGAUUGAAAGAGAUGGCCACAGAUCAUCUGGUCCAACACUCCUGGCCAAGCAGGAUCACAUAGUGCCAGUUGCUGGGGACAAAGUCCAGAUGGCUUUUGAGUAUCUUUAGUUUUUGAGUAUCUUUAAGGAGUGAGACUCUACAAGGUCCCUGGGCAACCUGUUCCAAGGCUCAGUCACCCCACACAGCCAAAAAGUAGUUCCUGAAGUUCUGACAGUGCCUCCUGUGUUGCAGUUGCCUAUUUCCUCUGGUCCUGUCACUCAACAUCAUUGAAAAGAGUCUGGCUCCAUCUUUAUACCCUCCCUUCAAAUAUUUAUAUACAUUGGAGAGAUCCCCUCUGAGCCUUCUCUUUUCUAGGCUGAUCAGUCCCAGCUCUCUCAGCCUUUCCUGUCCCUUCAUCACCUUUGUGACCCUUUAUAGGACUCUCUUCAGUAUGGCCAUAUCUUCCUCGCACUGGGGAGCCCAGAAUUUGGACACAGCACAUGUGGCCACACACCAGGUGUGGCCUCACUAGUGCUGAGCAGAGGGGAAGAAUCACCUUCCUGACCUGGCGCCACUCCUCCCAAUGCAGUGACUGUACAAGAAUAAGGGUAAUUCUUGCUAGAUCUGAACAUCUGUGAUCCAAAGACCUUACCCAAGGUCUGAAUAUUAAAAGCAGUAGUUGAAGUCUUGUCUGCUGCUAGGUUGUUACUUUUCCCAAACAACUCUAUUUGAGACAACAACCACUUUGGGGGCUGAAUGUUCCAUGUGGUGUGUUUUGGACAAUGAACCAUCACUGCUGGCAAACAGUAGUAGCUGUAGUUGCCUGUUCAAAAUGUAGGGUUUGGACCCCUCAUCCAAAGGCCUUGUAAUUGCUGGGUAAAAGUAAUCUAUCACAGAAAGGUAAAUAUCCACUUUGGCAGCAGGAAAAGGCAGGACGUGUCCUUACAUACACUCAUCACGGCACGUGUAUUCACACACGCCAUUUCUUUUUCUUGCUUACAACAGAGCAACUUCUUUUUCCUCCGCUUUGGAAAGGUUCUGUCAUCUUUGUCAAGUCCAUGACCACCCUCCCCAGCUGGGCUUCUUCAGACACUAUCCUAUAAGGAUAUGUAAUCUUUAGGAGGUAGGCUGAUCAGCAGCCACAGCUCCUUGGCAUCUCCUCUUCAUGCUUCAUGAGAAAAGGAUUGUGGCCCCAUCUCUUCAGGAAAGUGUCAUCCUGCUGCAAUCUGAGGCCAGGUAGAAUGAAAGAAGUGAAGAAACAUAAAAAACAGACUAAAGAUAGCACAUUAGUUUGGAAGUUCAUUGAAAAAAUGUCUGAAUAAUAACUGGAGAAUUUCCAAAAAUUAUGAUGGAAGGGGAAAAAAGAACUACAGGCACGUAGCACGAAACAUUCUGAGGUAACAUUGUCAGCACAGUAAGAAUGAGAAUUGUUUCAACACUACAAAGAAUUUAAAUUUUAUGCCGCUUUGCUUAAAAAAUAUUCACCUAUAUACAGUAAUUUAAAAGCCUGUACUAACAUUUCUGUAGUAUGUAGGCCUGUUCAAAAGGUAUCACUUAUAUUGUUUCACAGUUUAUAGAAAUGUUAAUAUUGCAGUACUUCUGACUCAAGUACAAUAUAUCACUGCAACAGGGACCCCUUCUGUUUUAUAUGUUAUCUUGAUCUUCCUUUUAAUACUAGUCCAGAGAGCAUCAGAAGACUCUUCUCAUCUCACGUGUGUUCUUAAUGGAGGAUUUUUAGAGGGAUCUGUAAAUAGAUAGGACAGAUUUUAAAUAGGUAUUUUGGAUGCAGUUAUAUAGCAGGGAUGCUGCAUUUAUCUGCUACCCCUGAUAUAUACAUACAUACAUUCACAUACGUGUGUGUGUAUAUAUAUAUUUACAUACACACACAUAUUGCUUGUGCUCUGCAGCCCUUCAGUAAAAAGUCAGAAUAUACAGCAGACAUUUUAGCCUGACUGAGGCUGCUAUGAAAAGUCAUGCAAAAUACCUUAGCAUGGAGACAGAACAAAAGGUUAAUUAAAGUUGGAGAUCUAAUAAUACAGAAAACUUGGUUUUACAAAAAGCAGAGUAUGAGCAUGAGAUCUUUUGGCACUUUCAACUACCCAUUUUCAAAACUGGAUAGGUGAACUGCUCUUAAAACAGUGACCUGAUUCUAAGUUAAGAAGGGAGAAAAAGAAAUAAAGCAAGGUUCAGCCAUUUAUCACUUUUCUGACAAAAUUCAGAUACUAAAUCUCUUUGUUAUUCAGGUGUGUAAACACCAUGCAUAGGAUUUAAAUCAAAAUACAUAAUGGAAGACAUGGAUCAAGUCAUUUUUCUCUGUGAUUUCACAAGUUAGUGAACAAAAAUAUCAAACUCAGUAGCUGCCCAAGUCUGUUUUACAACAUGACUGUUUUUAACAUCACAGGCUUUGCAAAUUUAGCAAUCUAAAAACACAGGCUACAUAUCCAGCCACAUUAUUUGUUUUUAACUGAGAUUCUAAAGUAACUAAGUGCUUUUCAUUAUAUCUUUGUUCCCUAUUGCCACUGUGACAAAUCCCAUUCCUCUGUGGGCCUGUGCUAGCGGUCCAGUUAUGCCAAUGCUGGUUCACUUCUUUAUUUGCUUUAUAAAGUCCCCAUUUUUAAAGCUCUUGAUAAUGAUCAGAUCUUUUCAUGCUUACACACUUACCUCUGGCUAUCUUGCUGGGAUAUGUUCUCUGAAAUGGUUUGAAUUCAUCAGGUGGGGGGAAAUCUUCCACAGAAUGGAAAGUAAAUUUUGAUUCAAAGUCAUCUGGGAAGUUUCAGGGAAAUAAACUUUAGUUGCUGCUAGAGAGAAAGUCAAAAAAACCCAAAAAACCAAACCCAAACAAAAAAAACAACAAAAACCCAAACAAACAAAACCCCCAACCCCAACAAUGUUGCCGCAAGUAAUUGCAAUUAAAAAUGCUGGCUUAUUUUCCCCUGGAAUUGAUAUAAAGCACCUUGAUGAGUACUUCUGUGAGCCAUCCAAGUUUUUUGUCUAAAUUACAAUCUCUGCCUGCUAUUAAAACUGAAGUUAAGCUUCUGGCUGCUGUUCCAGUUUUCUGCAUUGAUGGUAUUGUGGUAAUAGAUGUAUUCCUUGGUAGUUUUCAAGACAUGUAGCUGUAAACAAAAAUGAAUGGCUAAUUUGUCAGACCACAAAAAUAGUGGUCUUUGCCCGACAGGAGUGAAGCCUCUAAAUGUCCAUGAUCUGGUUUAAAGAAUGAUAAUAUAAGCACACUAUGGGAACUUUUAAUAUUUUUAAGUAACUUCGCAGGUAGUGCAUGAUUUCCUUUUCUACUGACUGAAUUCAAAUCCUUUGUGAAAAAGCCUUUAUUUUCUAUUAUUGUAUAAGGUUGUACAAAAAUGUUUCUAUUAGUUUCUGUUACUGCUAGGACAAAGUCUUGAGUGAGCUUUUGGGGUCUGAGACACACACAGGCUUUUGUACUAAAAUUAUUAACUAAGGCAAAGAGAUUUAAUUUAAUGCUAUUACCAAUGAUGUGCAUAUUUCCAUUUUUAAGUGGUGUGUAGGGAUCAUGAGCUGUAGCCCAGGCUGAGACUCCAGACUUGCUUGUAAGUUCAGUUGUUGGGGAUCUCGCUGGUGGCUGUGGAGGUGUGACCAGCUUCCCAGCACCCGGUCCUUUAAAAAAAAACAAACAGGAGACCAGCAUAUAAACAUCAUCAUGACUUAAACCCAACAGUAAAUGACACACAAAAGUGGAGGAGGUGUAGAAAGAAUGUAGUAUUUGGGGCAAACAUACCCAUAGCCAAGCCUGACCACAGAUUUGUAGCAUUAAGUAUUAAAUUCAAGUCACUAUUGGAAAUGGCUGGGGCUUUCCAUUUCCAGUUCUAAGGAAAGCAUGACAUUCGGAAGUGUGGUUUUGUCCCGGUCUGGAAGGGAUGAUUAUCCUUCCAUUUUCACAAGAACAAGCAGUCUCUUUAAGCAAAGGAAAUCAACAAAACAACCACACUAGGUGGUAUGUCUAAAAGAAAAUUUCCUGCCACUUUGGCAGCUAUGCAAUGAAAUUACCAUUAGUCUUGUGCAUUUCACUGAGGAGUUGCAAGAGCCAUCGAAGUUUACAUCUGGAAGACCUACCACAGGAGCCGUGUGAGGGGGAGGGAGCCCAAGGCCUCCAAGUUAGCAGCCUCUCAAAACUGCUUAUCCUUCUACAUAACAAGGGACAGGCAGGGUAAUUUUAUGGAAAAUGUACAGACUGAACUACCAUGAGAAAUGGGCACCUUGACAUAGAAACAUCUCACCAGAGUUCUAAGCAGCACUAAUCACCACCGCAAUGCACCUGAUCUGCUGUACUUACAUGGCCUUUCCCCUGGCUCUCAAAGGGAACCAGUAAUCUUUCUCCUGACAUGCGGCUGCUAAAAUACAGGGUACAGAACAUUCUCUUUCAGAUAUUCCCUGUUAAGUAGCUGUCUCCAUUUCUCAAACCCACACAGAUCUAGACUCAUCUUUUUUUAUUAUUGUCAUUACAUUUGAGAAGUCUAAUAAAAUUUCCUUCUGUCAUCUA